Molecule: messenger RNA, 2401 nt
Organism: Cercocebus atys (sooty mangabey)
Lineage: Eukaryota; Metazoa; Chordata; Mammalia; Primates; Cercopithecidae
Gene: HUS1B
Product: HUS1 checkpoint homolog b (S. pombe)
Exons: 2
Coding region: 1112-2233 (373 amino acids)
Biological process (GO): nucleotide-excision repair; meiotic DNA integrity checkpoint signaling; double-strand break repair via homologous recombination
Cellular component (GO): checkpoint clamp complex; site of double-strand break
Source: RefSeq, a predicted model, not a curated record
UCUCCAAAAAAUAUAUAUAUAUAUAUAUAUUUAUUUUUUUUAUAUACAAAAUAUCCUGAAAUUACCUUGCAAUUUAUACAUUUCAUACAUUCAUGUAAAAAUUUGUGUUGAACACCAGUUGCAUGGCAGAUACUGUUCUAAAUGCUGGCUGUCCAGUGGUAUACGGAACAAAUAAGAACUCCUCUAAGUUACAUUAUUGUGGUUAGAGCUAGACAGCAAACAAAGAAGUGUAAGUAUGUACUAUGUCAGGGUGGUGAUAAUUCCCAGCAAAAUUCCAGGAAGAUUAUUUUUAGACUCUGACAAAAUAUUUUAGAGUUCCUCUGGAGCAAUAUCUGUGAGAGAAUGAGAGAAGUUCUGAAAGAUUGUCCUAUUCGAUAUUGAAAUAUAAUAUGGAAAUUAAAUCGCUGGUACAGGUGCAAGAUAGGGCAGUGGGAGAAAAUAUAGAGAGGGCCAGGAAACAUUGAGGCAAAAAUGAGAAUUUUUUGUCUAAAAUAAAAUUGACAUUUCAGAUUAGUGGAGAAGUGGAUUGUUUAGUGAAUUGUGUGUAUCAGCUAGGUAUUCGGUACUGCAAGAUUUCAACUGAGUCAAACAACUAAGUCAUAAAAACAGAUAACAUUAAAGUACCAGAAACAGGACUUUGAAAGCAUGACCCUAGAAGUAGUAGAGCAAAGGUCAAUAGGUUUGACAUAAAAAAAGAUUCAAUAUUUCCCAAGAGCAAAGAGUACCAAAAACAGUGUGAAAAGUCACAUGAUAAACUGGGGAAGAUAUUUACAGUACAUGUAAUGGACAGAGGGUUAAUGUUCUUGCUAGAUAUCUUGAAAUCAAGAAAAGUAAACUCAAUAAAAAGAUGCGAAGGCCAUACAAUGGAAUUCACACACAGUGCAAGUUGAAUUUUUUUUUUUUUUUUUUGCCUGCCAGAGUGCCACAGAUGAAACAGAUUGCUAAUACCCAGUGUUGCUGGUGGGCUAGAGUGUUUACGCAGCUUUCUGCAGACCAGUUUGAAAAUAUUUAUUAGGAUUUUAAAAGUGCAUUCAUUGACCAGCACUUCACUUCGGAAUUUAACGCAAGGAAAUACUUGGUGGCGAGAAUACUGAGGAGUGUCAGCAGUGGAAUGCCUGCUCUUCUCAUAACCGGAGCGGAAACGGAAGCGUUUUGUGAGAGGGCUGGCGGGCAGGUGAGAACGGCGUUGGCCCGCCCACCCGGCGUCGGCUCCAGGCCUGGGGCUGCGGAAGCCAGAACAGAGCCCGGAACCCGAGUGCCUGCCCUGCUGGGGCCCGGAGGGAGGGCGGGGAGGGCAGCGCCGGGGACCCCAGCGGACCGGAAGGACUUGUGGCACGCGGCAUCCCCGUCAGAGGCCCCGAGUUGCCUUCGCUGUGGUGUCAUGAAGUUUCGCGCCAAGCUCACCGGCAAGGGCCGUCUAGAGCUGUUCAUCCAUGUCAGCGGCACCGUCGCGAGGCUGGCGAAGGUCUGCGUGCUCCGCGUGCGCCCUGACAGCCUGUGCUUCGGCCCCGCGGGCUUCCGCGGCCUCCGUGAGGCCGGACUGUGGUGCGAGGCCGGGCUGUGGUGCGAGGUGCGGCGGGGGGCCUUCCAGCAGUUUCGCAUGGAGGGUGCCUCGGAAGACCUCGAUGAGAUCCACCUGGAGCUGACGGCGGAGCACCUGUCCAGGGCGGCGAGAAGCGCGGCGGGCGCGUCGUCCCUGAAGCUGCAGCUGACCCACAGGCGCCGCCCCUGCCUCACGGUGGCGGUGGCGCUGGCCUCGCCCCUGGGCCGCGCUCGCAGCGUGGUGCACGAUCUGCCCGUGCAGGUGCUUCCCCGGAGAGCGUGGCGAGACUGCCCGCCGCCCAGCCUGCGCGCCGCCGACGCGAGCAUCCACCUGCCGCGCUGGAGGACGCUGAGGAGCAUCGUGGAGAGGAUGGCGAACGUGGGCGAUCACGUGCUGGUGGAAGCAAACCUCAGGGGCAGGAUGACCCUGAGUAUGGAGACGGAGGUGGUGUCCAUUAAAAGUUACUUUAAAAAUCUUGGAAACCCUCCGGAGUCGGCUGGUGUGCCUCCACACAGAGACCUGGAGAGCAUGGUGCAAGUGCGGGUAGAUAAUCGGAAGCUCCUGCAGUUUUUGGAGGGACAGCAAAUAAAUCCCACGAUGGCCUUAUGCAAUAUUUGGGACAAUAGUCUUCUUCAGCUUGUUUUGGUUCAAGAAGAUGUCUCUCUCCAGUAUUUCAUUCCUGCUUUGUAAAAAUUCAGCCGGCGUAGAUUUCUUUUUUUUAAGCUUAUGAUCUUUUCAAAACUGAAACAGACCCUGAGUUAAUUGGGUUGAAAGUUUGCACCUUCUCUGACUUAUACAGGGCGUAUAUUUUGUGGAGCCCUUCCUCCUUUGCAAAAUUUAUAUUAAAGCAUUGAUAAA